AUUUGAAAUGACAACACAACGGAAACUAGUAUUGUCAAGUCUUUCACUCAAGUGCUUUUAUUUUGAGAAGACGUUGUAAGGACGUCAUGCCUUUCGCAAGAUUCGUCCAACCUGGGCGAGUGGCCCUGGUGGCCGAAGGCCCAUUGAAGGGAAAAUUAGUCAGCGUGGUAGAUGUCAUUGAUCAAACGCGUGCACUCGUUGACGGACCCGGCAGCGGCGUCCCCAGGCAACAAAUUCGUUUAAACCAGCUUCACUUAACAAAGUUCCGCCUUAAGUUUCCGUUUACAGCACCAACACGUGUCGUAAGAAAAGCGUGGACAGAUGAAAAACUAAAUGAAAAGUGGGCCGAAAGCCAAUGGUCCAAAAAGUUGGAGAACAAAGAGAAACGCGCUCAAAUGACAGACUACGACAGGUUCAAGCUGAGCUCAGCGCGGGUAAAGAGGAAUCGUGCCAGAACUCCUGUAUUUAAGAGUCUGAAGGCCCAAGCGGCGCGCAAAGGCGUCUUUGGCAAGAAGAAAGUACCUAAAGCAUCGGUCAAGAAACCCCGCGUAAAAAAAGAAACUUCGGCGAAGAAGCCAGCUAAGAAGUAAUUCUUAUUUUGUGUCUGAAUGAAUAAGUGUAUGACUUUGAAAGGACUUGUCGGAAUAAAGAAUUACUUUUAGCUUAA
Papilio machaon (common yellow swallowtail) is the source of this 667-nucleotide messenger RNA. RefSeq names its product 60S ribosomal protein L14 (gene RpL14). The transcript has 2 exons. Gene Ontology annotation, cellular component: cytosolic large ribosomal subunit; ribosome. Gene Ontology annotation, biological process: translation; ribosomal large subunit biogenesis. Gene Ontology annotation, molecular function: RNA binding; structural constituent of ribosome. The record is from RefSeq and is a predicted model, not a curated record. Bases 87 to 590 code for a protein of 167 amino acids. NCBI's taxonomy places the organism in Eukaryota, Metazoa, Arthropoda, Insecta, Lepidoptera, Papilionidae.